AUGCCUGCUGUCGAGUUGACCGUCAAGGCCAUCCUCUUCGACUCGGAUGGCACCCUGAUCGACUCAACUCCCGCAGUCAAACGCACGAUUGCUCGCUGGUGUGCGGUUCAGCAAGUUGACCCGCGCGAGUUCGCCGCCGCACAGCAUGGCACGCGCGCCAAGGACUUGCUCCGACGCUUUGCGACGACGCCGAAGAAAGGGAGCGAGAUGAGCGAGGAGGAACUGGACGCCGCGGUCGAGGAGCUGGAAAAGAGUGUCGGCGAGACGGCAAGACAAAUGAAGGCGCACGGCGAGGGAAGCGGGAUUGUCGCCUUACCCGGAGUACUUGAGUUGCUCGCGAAGCUGCAGGGAGGAGGAGCGCAGUGGGGCAUCGUGACAUCUGCCACACGCAUACACGCCGUACCCGCUCUCGAGAUCGCUGGCAUCCUCGCGCCGCCCGUGAUGGUCACGGGAGAACAAGUAUCGGCCGGAAAACCUUCGCCUGAGCCGUACUUGAUCGGCAUCGACCGGCUGCGGGACCUCCAGCCAGACCUGAUGCCUCUCGAUGUCCUCGUCGUCGAGGACGCUCCCGCCGGCUUCGAAAGCGCCUAUUCCGCGGGCGCCCGCCUCCUCGCCGUCUGCACCGAGCCAGUCGAGGCUGCGGAAGUCCAAGAAGCUGCAAGCAAGGUCAACGGCGCGGUGGUCGUGAAGGACUUGACGGCCGUCUCCGUCCUUCAAUGCAGCUCGGAAAGUAUCACCCUGCGCGUCGAGCUGGCGGACAUUGUGGUGUAG
This is a messenger RNA of Rhodotorula toruloides NP11, 771 nucleotides long. Its product is annotated as haloacid dehalogenase-like hydrolase domain containing protein. The coding region runs from base 1 to 771 and encodes 256 amino acids. The record is from RefSeq and is a predicted model, not a curated record. NCBI's taxonomy places the organism in Eukaryota, Fungi, Basidiomycota, Microbotryomycetes, Sporidiobolales, Sporidiobolaceae. Gene Ontology annotation, molecular function: sugar-phosphatase activity; beta-phosphoglucomutase activity. The transcript is spliced from 4 exons.